AUGUCUACCAACACUUCCGUCGAUGUCCCCGCCUCCUCCGAGACGAUGAUCGCCUACCAGAUCGUCCCCGGCCUCACUGAGCCCCAGCGCAAGGCCCUCCCUAUCCCCACCCCCGGUCCCGACGAGGUGCUCGUCAAAGUACUCGCCUCCGGUGUCUGCCACUCUGACGUGCAUCUUCUCGAAUGGUCCGACGGGCGCCCUUUCACCCCGUUCACGCACACGCUCGGGCACGAGUGCGCCGGCACCAUCGUCCGCCUCGGGUCCAACGUCGCGUCGGACCACACCCUCUCGGCCCGCCUCGCCGUCGGGACCUACGCCGCAGUGCUCGCCACCAACGCGUGCGAGAAGCCCGACUGUGACCGGUGCAGCCGCGGCCUUGCGAACGUCUGCUUCGCCCUCCCGCUCUACGGCCUGGGCGGGGAUGGCAGCUGGACGCAGUACAUCGUCGCCCGCGCGUGUACGGUCGUCCCCGUGCCAGGCAACGACCCCAAGUCCGCGCGGCUCUCUCCCGCGGUCGUCGCCGCCGCAACGGACGCAGUUCUCACCCCCUGGCACGCGCUCAAGAGGACCGCGGGCGUCCAACCUGGUCAGACGGUCCUCAUCUUCGGGUGCGGCGGCCUUGGGAUGAACGCGAUUCAGAUCGCGAAGAACGUCCUUGGCGCCGGUGUGGUUAUCGCGGUCGACGUCCGCGAGGAGAGUCUCUCCAUCGUCCGCAAGCUCGGCGCGGACUACGCGAUACACCCUGACGGGGUGAAGGCGCUGCUGGAGGAGAAGGGGCUCAAGGUGGACGUGGCGAUGGACCUGGUCGGCAAGCAGUCGACAUUGGAUGGGGCCGUGGCCGCGGUGCGCACGGGCGGGACUGUGGUGCUCAUCGGACUCUACGGCGAUGCUCUCUCGGUGACGCCGCUCGCCAUGACCACUAAACAGCUGAAGCUCUUGGGGAGCUUCGGUGGAGACUACCAGGACCUGGAGGAGUCUUUGCGCGCGAUCGCGGAGGGGAAGGUGACGCCGGGUGUCGAGGAGAGGCCUAUGGACCAGUGCAGGGAGGUCCUGAAGGAUUUGGCGGCAGGGCGGAUCCGCACCAGAGUCGCCCUGGUUCCUAACUAGGAGAGAGGAGUUGCUUGCUAUAGAGUAGUGGAUGUUUUACCUAUGAAUCUACGUUAAUCAACUUAGUUCUAC
Molecule: messenger RNA, 1179 nt
Organism: Trametes versicolor FP-101664 SS1
Lineage: Eukaryota; Fungi; Basidiomycota; Agaricomycetes; Polyporales; Polyporaceae
Product: alcohol dehydogenase
Exons: 1
Coding region: 1-1107 (368 amino acids)
Molecular function (GO): oxidoreductase activity; zinc ion binding
Source: RefSeq, a predicted model, not a curated record